Messenger RNA from Alligator mississippiensis (American alligator), 1111 nucleotides. It is a transcript of the gene CIMAP1D, whose product is annotated as CIMAP1 family member D. The transcript is spliced from 4 exons. The record is from RefSeq and is a predicted model, not a curated record. NCBI's taxonomy places the organism in Eukaryota, Metazoa, Chordata, Crocodylia, Alligatoridae. Gene Ontology annotation, cellular component: cytoskeleton. Bases 1 to 780 code for a protein of 259 amino acids.
AUGCAAGAGGCAGAGCACAGGAAGGCACCCAUGAUCGCUGCCCGGGAGACCGGCCCCGGCCCGGGACGGUACAGCCUGCCUCCUACCAUUGGGUUUGUCAACCACGACUACACCCGGUUAACCAGCCCGGCGUACUCCCUCCACAGGCGGCUUGACGACAGCGGCUUUCCCCCUUUGUCGGCAGUGUACCUGAAAGACGCCAGCCCGGGUCCCUGCUAUUAUGUGGAGCCGCAGCUCACCCGCUUCGGCAGGGCCAGGGGCCCGGCUUACUCCAUGCGGGCGCGGGCCAAGCCCCGAGGGCACCCACAGACCCCCGGGCCGGGCACGUACAGCCCAGAGAAAGCCCCGCUAAUCACCCGACGCCAGGCACCGUCCUUCACCAUGGGCACGCGCACCGCAUGCCGCGUGACGGACCCCGUCCCCGCGCCCAACCGCUACGCCCUGCCCUCCCUGCUGGGCGCGCGGGUCCCUGCCAAGCCCUCCAGCCCCAGCUUCACCAUCUCCGGGCGGCACCAAAAAGGCAGCUACUCCGAAGACCUGGCGCAGACGCCCGGGCCAGGCCGAUACAACAGCACGGAUCCCAGCACCUACCUGCGCCGGCCGCCCGCCUUCUCCAUGCUGGGCCGACGCAUUGCCCCCAAGCCGGCUUUCCAGACGCCGGGUCCAGGCACGCACAGCCCCGAGAAGGUGACUGCUCACAGGACCCGGGCCCCAGCCUAUUCCCUGGGCGUCCGGCACUCUGAUUUCCUCACCCCUCUCAUUGUGGAUGUUUCCCAGUGAUGCAGCAGUGGAGCAGGCUUUGAUGCACCUUCCUGGAGGGACCCUCCUUGGCUCCGAGUGCCCGGAUCCCACUGGGUGCUGUUCCCCUGCCCGCUGCCCAUUGCUGCACCCAUAUGGCUCUUCCAAGCUGCCCAUCCCCACGUCACUCCGGGUAGCCUGGGAUAUCUCCCAGCAGCGGAGACUCCCCACCUGGGGGGCACAAGGGAGCCCCCCUGCUCACGGCUGCUUGCCCCUGUGGCUCGUUAAGCCGCCUCCACCAGCUUGAGGUCUAAUUUCCCCUUCGGCACCCAGUGUUGCUUUAUUAAACAGGCAGUGAAUUUCGGAGCUGGCG